Molecule: messenger RNA, 4554 nt
Organism: Coprinopsis cinerea okayama7#130
Lineage: Eukaryota; Fungi; Basidiomycota; Agaricomycetes; Agaricales; Psathyrellaceae
Product: atypical/HisK protein kinase
Exons: 22
Coding region: 1-4554 (1517 amino acids)
Biological process (GO): phosphorylation; phosphorelay signal transduction system
Molecular function (GO): phosphorelay sensor kinase activity; protein binding
Source: RefSeq, a predicted model, not a curated record
AUGCAAGCACACUGCGAACCCUCAGUACUCAACCCGGUAGGGAAGCUUCAUACGAAUGGGCUGUUCGUUCUGAAUACAGCCAUCGCCAACAAUCGCUACCAGACCAGCGACAGCACUGGGAUCGACCCGAGGUCAUUGACGCAGAGCAUAAAUGCCGCCAAACGCCAUACCGUCUCGCUUCCGACCUCCCCAUAUCAGGAGGGCUCAUCACGAUCGUACGCCGAAGGCACUCCCCUCGGGCAGGCCAACGGCCUAGCCACCUUCAGUAAUGAGGCUCUGCUUCCGCGAACGUCGAGCUCCGAUGAUCUCGAAGUGCCUUCGGAUAGCAAUCUACUUUCCACACAUGGACGGUCAUUAUCUGGAGACACAGAGUGCGACUGGGCGACCUUUAUCACGGCUUAUGCCAAUGGGCGAUGGGACCCUCACAAGCCGCCGAACCGGCCUCACCCGUGUCAUGGCUACGAUUCCGAGACUGGGUACAUGAAGAAGUUGGAGCCAGUGCAACUGUCUACCUCGCUACAAGUCACCGCGUCGGAUUUCGACCAGGACCGCGAUGGAACUUCCAAGUUGCGAGACGGGCGAGACAAGGUUUCAAUCUCUCUGCAGGCUAUGCAGGACCAGGCCGGUUCAAUCAUCGCAUCAUCUACGAACGGACGCAAGUUCCACAAUCUAAAAAUGGAUUUCCCUCUCAAGCUCCCUGUUUCUGGGAGGUCACGGAUCUCUUUUCCUCCUUCGACGUCUACUGCAUCCAUUGGAAGCAAUUCCUCCAUGGCGAGCACGGCGGCCUCCAACUCGGAUUUGCAGACGACCGUGGCCACAAUGCGAUGGGCUGCGGCCAGAGUGGACAUCUCGCCUCUGGCCCUUCCAUCUCCCGAGCACGAGCUAACAGAUCCCAUGCGCGGUGUCAUCACUCCUGUACCUGGUUCCCACCCUCCCGACGACGACGAACCUCAUGACCAAGUCAUAACGCCUGGUGGAAGCCGACGAUCAAGGUUAUCCAGCUUUUGGGAAGGUACGAUAGAUGUCGAUCCUAAGGCCUUCAAGAUGGGGUCUAUUCCACGGAAACAUUCGCGCUUGAGCCUGGGUGGCAACAGCGCAGAUGGUAGGGUCACUCCAGAUAGUGUGCAGACGAACAAACAGGAUAUACCAGAUAAAGUUCCAAAGAAAACCGAACACUCACCCGCUACUCAACUUUCCAUACUCGCUGCUCAACCACCGCCUGCCACUGCACCAAUUCCGGACAAGAAAACUUCCAGUCGAUCGGUAGAAGACUCUGACUACUUUGGAAAUUUUCAACAAUCUCCCAAACCUAUUACCGCCCCGAUCCUGGUGGAACCCGUACGAGAGGUGCAUUCGACUUCCUCCAACCCCGCUGCGGCGGACAGUGGAUCUAGGACAGUCCCAGCGCUUCCUCGCCGCAUUUGCCUCACCAGGCAAACAUCCUCUCCUCUUCCGAUUUCCCUGGCACCACCCGAAGCUCGUAUCCCUGGAGGAAGGGUACCAUCAGACUCGGCAAAUCCAAAUGCCAAAGGAAGAGCUGUCAAGGAGGAACAGAUGUUCUCGGAACUCGGAUACCUUGCUCCUCCAAAUCCUCCAGAUGAGCUUGAGCGCCGGCGAGCCUUGUAUAAAUUCAACAUAUGGUACACCGGGCCCGACCUCAACUUUGACCGAAUAGCCCAUCUCGCCAAGCUGGUUUUCAAUACGAAGGGUGUCAUCGUAUCGCUCAUCGAUGGCAACGAGCAAGGAGAUGAGCCUAUGAUCGUUCUAGACACCCAUCUCGAUUGGAGAUUUGCCAGGAAUCCAUUGGUGAUAAAUUCCCCACGUAUUCGCUUCUAUGCCGGAGCCCCCUUGCGCACCCAAGAUGGCUACAACAUUGGCACGCUUGCCCUCAUCGACGACGUCUCUCGAGAAGACUUCUCCCCCCGUCAAAGACAUACUCUCAAGGAAUUCGCUGCAAUUGCUAUGCGGGAAAUGGAACUUUGGCGAGACAAAAUUCAGUUGAGAAUACGGGAUCGAAUACAAAGCUCUAUGGAGGAGUUCACUCGAGAAUGCUUAGAAAUCGAUUCCGAAGUACAUCCCAAAGUCGACAAAGCUUCCAUCGUGAUCGGUACUUCCAUGGACCGUGUUUACGACCGCGCAGCGAAGCUUGUCCAGAGAACGCUUGACGUAGAGGGAGUGAUUGUCAUGGAUGUAACGCACUGCGAAGUUUUGGAGACUAUGGGUGACGAAGGAAAUGUGUCUGUGACCUUGCACCAUGGCACUCCAGGGAGUGAAAUGGAGAAGCGCCCGUUGUCGAGAGAAGAUUACCAGAGCCUGAAUAAUUUCUUCGCAGCCUACCCAGAGGGCAAAAUUUCUGAAGGAAUUCUUCCUCCUUCUUUCAGGCCCUACAUGCCCACUCAUAUCCGAUAUGCACUACUUGUACCGAUAUUCAAUAUAGACAAGCGCCCAUUUGCCCUGCUAUGCGCAUAUAAUACUAAUCUUCAUUCAAAACGAUUUAAGGGCAUGAGUGUGAUCAUUCUGUCCGCUGUCCUCAAGAGACGCAUGAUUCUAGCCGACAAAGCGAAGAGCCUAUUCAUUUCAAAUAUUUCUCACGAGCUACGAACACCCUUGCAUGGGAUCCUUGCCGCUGCAGAGUUACUCAGUGACAGCCCCUUGAAUCACUCACAGAUGUCCUUCAUCCAGACCGUCCAAGCUUGUGGCACUUCUUUAGUUGAAACAGUCAAUCAUGUCCUAGACUUCACAAAGCUCAGCGGCAACGUCAAAGCCGGCGGAGUGGAGAAUGUCAUCGUCCCCAUCACAAACGACAUGAUGCAACUCAUAGAAGAGGCAAUUGACGGAAGUUGGAUCGGCUAUAAAGCCAGGACGGCCAAUCUGGUGGAUUCGGGCAUCGGCAGUGUCUACUCACCUCCAAGUGACGAAACCACCGACCAGGGCCACCAACCGUCGCAACCACAUGUCGAGACGGUUAUAGACAUUGGGUAUCGAAGAGAGGGAUGGCUGCUGAAGUACGAGAAGGGUGGAAUUCGCCGUGUGCUGAUGAAUCUCUUCGGAAACAGCCUCAAAUUCACCACGGAUGGGUAUGUUCACGUCAGGCUGCGGUUACUCCCUCGCUUGCCAGACGACCCGCCAAACAAAGUGAGGUUAGAGCUUGCCAUCGAAGAUACAGGGAAGGGUAUCAGUCAGAACUUCCUCAAGAAUCAACUCUUUCACCCGUUCUCGCAGGAGAAUCCUCUCCAAACAGGCACCGGCCUCGGAUUGGCGAUAGUUAACAGUAUCGUGUCUUCCGAGAAUGUCGGAGGAAAGGUGGACGUCCGAAGUGAAGAGGGUCAAGGAACCGAGAUCAAGGUCUUCUUCCCUGCAGAAAUCCCAGAGGACGACCCCAGGUUGGCUGAUGCGGCACAAGACAUGGAACACUUCCGGGCGGACAAGAACAGCCCGUUACCCAAGAUAUCCAUGCUAGGCUUCGAGUCUCAGCACAAAGGCAUCCAACUCUUGUACAGAGUGCUUCGGACGUACAUAACAGAGUGGUGGGGCCUUGACAUAGUGGAUGACUCUCAGGACAGUGACAUCGUCGUCCUCAACGAGGACCUUGGGCCAAUUCGUUCCGCCAUCGAGCGCAACGACAUACGUCGCCCGUUCGUGAUUUUAUGGGUCACACGCGGGAACCCUACUGUUCUGGCAGCCGCCACAGAAUACGAACGGAUAGGCGGAUUCUGCCGCAUCCUCUACAAGCCCACUGGCCCAUCGAAACUACGGGGGGUCCUCAAACUCUGCAUGCACUCCAUCAAGAUCAAUCGGUAUUAUCGCGACUCGGCACCCAUGACAGCUGUACGGAAGAACACGGUAUCGGGGUUUGCAGAGGACAAGGAUGUAUCGCAUGGAGGGGUGUUGAGAAGGAACUCGGAUGAAAACUCGACUUACGCCAGCAAGUCGCUUAGUCGACCCCCAAUGUCCCCGCGGUCAGCGACCAUUCAUCCCUCCGUUUCCUCACUUCGGCAUCAACUGUUAUUAUCCGCGCUUCCGGAGAAGGAUCGUGGACAGGAAGGGGAAGUUGGUUCACCUGUCUCUGAUGGAACAGGUCUUCGUCCGAUGGUUUCUAUCGGCCCUGGGGGCUCAGUCCUGAAGUCAUCCGUCCAGCCGACAGACAUCCGAGGCCGGAAGCUCAGGGUUUUAGUCAUCGAGGACAACAACAUUCUGAGGAACCUCCUGGCCAAAUGGCUGAUCAAGAAAGGGUAUGAUUUCGAAGAAGCUGUGGAUGGGCAGGCAGGCGUGACGGCGUUCCAGGAACAUGGUCCAUUCGAUGUUGCGUUGAUUGACCUGUCAAUGCCAGUCCUCGACGGCGUCGCGGCUACCAAAGAGAUCCGUCGUAUAGAGUCCAGUAAAGCAGGGGGAGACGACAGCUACCCCUCAGUCAAGAUACUUGCCCUUACUGGAAUGUCUUCAUUAGAAGAUAAGCGGCGAGCGUUUGAAGCAGGAGUGGACGGAUACCUUGUCAAACCGGUGGCCUUUAAGACCCUGGACGAGAUGUUCCACAAGCUCGGGAUCUCUUCAUAG